Effrenium voratum is the source of this 1922-nucleotide messenger RNA. The record is from the annotation of a GenBank genome assembly. Lineage: Eukaryota; Dinophyceae; Suessiales; Symbiodiniaceae.
AUGACGAAGUGAUGUGCCACGACUCCACAACCAUGACGGACAGCUCUGCCACCCGAUGAGCACAGGCUGCCCAGUCACAUGUGCAGCAGGUGAACAGGUGUGCCAUGUUCCAGCGACGUGCGAUACUUGCAGUGGCUACAGUUACUGCUCGUCCUACAGCUGCCCCGUCUAUUGCAGCAAUGACGAAGUGAUGUGCCACGACGCCACAACAAUGACAGACAGCUGCCACCCAAAGAGCGCAGGCUGCCCAAUCACAUGUUCUACGGGGGAGCAUGUGUGCACUACGCCACCAUCUUGCGAGACUUGUGAUGGCUACAACUGGUGCUCUUCACACCCUUGCCCAGUAUACUGCGCCGCCCACGAAGUAAUGUGCCAUGACCCCAUGACCAUGACGGACAGCUGCCACAACAAAACUGCAGGCUGCCCAGUCACAUGUCCUGCCGGGGAUCAUGUGUGCCAUAGCCCGCCUCCCUGCGAGAAUUGUGAUGGCUACAACUGGUGCUCUUCAUACGCUUGCCCGGUGUACUGUGCAGCCGACGAAGUUGAUGUGCCAUGACCCCAUGACCAUGACCGACAGCUGCCACCCGAUGAGCACAGGCUGCCCAGUCACAUGUGCAGCAGGUGAACAGGUGUGCCAUGUUCCAGCAACGUGCGAUACUUGCAGCGGCUACAGCUACUGCUCGUCCUACAGCUGCCCCGUCUAUUGCAGCAAUGACGAAGUGAUGUGCCACGACUCCACAACCAUGACGGACAGCUGCCACCCAAAGAGCGCAGGCUGCCCAGUCACAUGUCCGGCAGGGGACCAUGUGUGCCACUCGCCACCAUCUUGCGAGACUUGUGAUGGCUACAACUGGUGCGCUUCAUACCCUUGCCCGGUAUACUGUGCAGCCGACGAAAUAGUGUGCCAUGACCCCAUGACCAUGACGGACACCUGCCACCCAAUGAGCAGUGGCUGUCCAGUGUGAGCGCGUUCGCGUGUUGCGCUGAAGUACGUAUCCAUAUCCGGAGUGCCAUGGCCAGAAGUAGUCCAUGUGCACCCUUAUACUCUUGAGCGCUAGGUUUGAACUUUUGACAGCGAGGUUCCCACACGCGAACUUUAGCUAAGUCUCUGCCAUUACCACUGGCUUCACAAUUGAUCACAGACACACUCGAUAUUUGGUGUACGUGGUCAUGGCAGUGUUGCAUGCUAGCGUUGACCACAAGGAGGAGUCAGCUAAGUUGGGGUAACCGACAUCAGCGACCUUCCGGGGAGCUUCUCCGCUUCAGCGUUCGAAGUGUGGAUCUGCUUUUGCUAUGAGAAAAGGAGGUUGUGUUCAAACAAGGGCAACGUCAGAAACAAAGGUCAUUUCCCUUGAGUCGACCAAUUGCUCAGAACAACAGUCAGUGGUGAUGACAGCCGUUGUGAUCACCAACCCCUUUUUCUAUGUUGGACAGUUUUUCCCCUUUAAAAGAGUUGGCAAAAGGGGGCUAUCCUUGCCACUUUCUUCCUCGAUCAACGCGUGCACGCGCCGAAAGCCCGCGUGAACCUUUCGCCGGGCAAUCGAUUUAACUUGCUCGCCGCGUGCGCCCAACAUCCCGUUGCCUAGCGAAUCCAUUGCACUGGGUGUUGCUAGAUGUGCUGGACACCAGCACAGAGCCAUCUCAAAGCAAAGACAAGAUGGAUCCGGCGAAGGGACUCGACCGCCGACUCAACCAAAUUGUUGCCAGGAGCUAAGGCAACCGGAGAGCGUGAAAAUGCCAAGGAUGGGCACCUGCCGUGUGCCGUGCUCCGCCAGCUUUCGAUUUAACUUUCUCUCGCGGUGUGCCACCAUUGCCGAGCGGAUCCGCUGCCACUGGGCGAUAGAUCAGCAAACUGACUCAACCGCUUGCUGCGAGCUGCAAUUUGCUGCUUGCCAAUGAGCAAGCGACCUGAGAGCUGAGGC